AUGACUGUCAAAUCGCUCCCUGUAGAUUUACUUCACCCAUUUUUCGAACAUCUUACCACAGACAAAAAAUCAAUGUACAAUUGUUUGCUAGUAAGUCGUUUAUGGUGCCGAACUAUAAUUCCAUACUUGUGGCGCAACCCUUUCCAAUUAAUCCCAUAUGACCGGCAACAUCCCGAAAAGAUUCAGGCUCUCUUUAGAACAUAUUUCACUUGUCUCACAAACGAUAAAAAGUCUACUUUACUUAAAGAAUUUAAAGCUUUAGGCACUUUAUCGAAUCUCAACUCACCUACAUUUCAAUAUCAAUGCUAUUUGGAGAAUCUGCCAGAUAGUAUAUUACUUAAAUCAAUUGGGUCGUGGUUUCCUAAGCCUGAAGCAUCAAAAGGUGAUAGGUUGGCUCAAGCUUUGUGCUUUAAAGCAUUAUUUGAGAUGUUUAUACGAGAUGCCAAGAAUCUUAAAGUUUUAGAAUUAUGGGGAAUUUUCUGGAACUUGCCUAUUGACAAUGUCGCAUUGAGUGAAAUUAUCCACGCAAUUCAGAUUCAACAGACUAAGUUUAUACAAUUGAAGAUAUCUUUCAGAAAUGUACUCAUCAGCAAAGAAAGGGUUAUUCGUAGUGGAAAACAAACGUCAGGCAUCAUUGAAUCGCAAAAGAAGUUGGAAUCGAUAAUAAUCGAUCAAGGUGGCGGUACAUGGAUGGAUAUAUGCUUAAAUGCGUUAAAUGCUCAAACAGUUUCCUUAAAAGAAAUUAUUUUCAAAGAGUGUAGUUUUGCGGAGUCUUUUUCGUUACAGAACGGUUAUUUUGAGAAGUUUGUAAAUUUAUAUAAAGUUGAGUUUCUUGAUUGUGAAGGUUUAAGUGAUGAAUUUUUAUCAUCUUUACCUGGUCAAGUAAAUAUGAAUAUGUAUACAAAAACGAUUGUAUUUAUGCCAAACGACGACAUUAGAAUUUAA
Ambispora leptoticha is the source of this 945-nucleotide messenger RNA. Lineage: Eukaryota; Fungi; Glomeromycota; Glomeromycetes; Archaeosporales; Ambisporaceae. The record is from the annotation of a GenBank genome assembly.